UGUUUGCUAUCUCAAAAAAGUUUCUACACCGCGGAUAGAAAAUGCUAGUAAUAUAAAGGGACCCCUCGAACUCGAAGGGCCAAAACCCCUAAAACUCGAAUUCUCUCCCUCAUGGCUGACGGUUUCGAUUCUCAUGCUCUUUCUUCUUCUUCUGACUUGUCCAACUCCCUUUCUGUAAAGAUGAAAGAUGAGAUAAGCAUCUCUGACGAUACCCAUGUGCCCAAAGUCACAGAUUUUGAAUCCAUCAAGAAAGAAGAAACCAUCACUGCAAAGAUGAAAGAUGAGAUGAUCAUCAAUGUGGGUGCCUCUGAAACUCAAGAUUUUGAAGUUGUGGCCCAAAGUGUUGAUGAAUCCAUCAAGAAAGAAGACACCAUCAAAAGCUUGAAUUUGGUGGGCUCCAAAGAUGAAGAGAAUGUGGGUGCCUCUGAAACUCAAGAAUUUGAAGUCAAAGACAAUACCCAUGUUACAGAUUUUGAAUCCAUCAAGAAAGAAGAGAAUUUGGUGGGCUCCAAAGAUGAUGGGUCUGUGAGGUGUUCACUCAAGAUUGAAGUAAUUGAUGAUACAGCAAUGAUUGAUAUCUCUCAACUUGGAAAAACUUGCUCACUUGACAAAAAAAUUGAUGGGAAAUCUGGGAGAAAUAGGAAGAAAAAGAAUGUAAAUAAUCUACUGGAAAAAGAGAAAAAGGUGGCCAAAGAAAAGAAUGUGCUCAUUUCUGAUGGCUAUAAAAGGAAAGGAGGAGAAGAGAAAAGGGUUUAUUCCAGAGAGGAGUUGGAAAAUUUGAGGUUUAUUGGAAUGGAAGAACAGAGAAAAAUGUGGGUUGAAGUGUACUGUGGGCUUGGUCAUACUGUGCAAAAGGAGUACGAUGGCCUCCUUCACAUCCCUCGCAGACACCUUGGAAAAGAAAAUACCCCUCUCAUUUCUGGUAAUGACCAUUCAGAGCACUUGGAUGAUCAAGAAGGGAAUAUAGACACUAGAAAUUCUCCUUUGGCAUUUCCUCUCAGUAGGGAUGAUGACAUCUCUUAUGAGGGAGAAAGCUAUGUUUAUGAAGAAAGUGAUGAUAGUGAUGAUGAUUAUAGUAGCAUUCAAAGACCUGCCUUUAGAGUUACGGGAGAGCCUGAUUUUGAUUCUGGUCCUCCUGAAGAUGGAUUUGAGUAUCUUAGGCGUGUCAGGUGGGAAGCGCUACGGUUGCCCAAAGUGAAGGUUGCAACUGUUCAAGGCAGUAAACUAAACAAAGAACAGACAUCUUACAUGCCCCAAAUUCCUGAUAUUGCAAGCUGUCUAGAGCACUUGUUGCCGCUCAAGGAGUGGGAGGAAGCAUUCGUUGCUGAUUUUUCAGAGCUAAGACAGGCUUUAUCACGUUUGGAAGCUAAUGAUGGAACUUCCAGUCCGCUGCAUUCUGCAACCUUUGUUGAUCAACAACACUCCUCUUCAGAUCAGCUUCCUGAAAACAUUGUUUUGGAUAAGUUUGAUGGUUUGAUGUCAAGAGAUGAGGAGUCUUGCCUAUCUGAUGCUGGUGAUGAUCCUGUCCUGGAAAAUUCCGUGCCAAAGUCAUCUCCUGCCGGAGGAUUUGGCAACAGCCCUACCUUGUCUGUUAUCUUACGAAUGGAUGCUGUAGUUCGAGUUUCGAUGUUAAGGAAGCGAAUUACAGCUUUGCAAAGCAUGACUACUCUUUCAAGGGAUGACUGCUUAUGGCUGUAUGCUCUGUGCGCUGCUGUUGAUACUCCUGUUGAUGCCGAUACAUGUGCCGCUCUACGGUCAUUACUCCGAAAAUGUGCAAGCUUGAGAGCUGACAAGGCCAAACUCGAUGAUGAAGUUAUUAUGCUUAAUAUGUUGGUCACAAUAUCUGGGAGAUAUUUUGGACAGUCCGAACAAUGAAAAUCUUUUUACUUCGUCAAAGAGCCCUGUUGGGGACUUGAGCAAAAUGUACUCUCCUCCAUUUUUAUUUUUAUUUUUUAUAUCACUUUCCAGUUUUCUUUGGUCAUGGUGUUCCCAUGAUAAUUUAUUCUCAAUGGUGUAGUUCAUUUUUAUACUAAAAGGAAACCUCGUGUACUGAUUCCAUGGUUCCAUAUUCAUGUA
This is a messenger RNA of Lycium barbarum (goji berry), 2076 nucleotides long. RefSeq lists its product as uncharacterized. Gene Ontology annotation, cellular component: nucleus; SMN complex. The coding region runs from base 112 to 1875 and encodes 587 amino acids. The transcript is spliced from 4 exons. Gene Ontology annotation, biological process: spliceosomal snRNP assembly. NCBI's taxonomy places the organism in Eukaryota, Viridiplantae, Streptophyta, Magnoliopsida, Solanales, Solanaceae. The record is from RefSeq and is a predicted model, not a curated record.